AUUUUCUGUGGUUUCGUCAUGGACGCAUUGAAGGACAAGGUGGCGGCGCUGGACGUGUCGGAUGUCAAGCUGAAUGGCGUGACCCCUGCCAGCAACGAGAAGUUUUACAUCACGACGGCUAUCCAUUACACGAACGGACAACCGCACAUGGGCCACGCGUACGAGAAUGUGACGUCGGACGUGAUUGCGCGGUACCACCGCACGUACGGCCGCGACGUGUUCUUCUUGACGGGCACGGACGAACACGGUCAAAAGAUCGCGCAGACGGCGGAAACGCAGGGUAUAUCCCCCAUUGAACUGUGCGACAAGUACUCUGGCAUCUUCCAGCAGCUCGCGAAGGACCUCAACAUGUCGAACGACCACUUUAUCCGCACGACGAGCAAGCAGCACAAGGAGUUUGCGCAGCUCAUUUUUGCCAAGGCCGAAGCGAACGGCGACAUUUACAAGGGCACGUACGAGGGAUGGUACAACGUCCGCGAAGAAACGUUUGUGACGGAAAACGAAGCGGCGCUGAUCAACUACAAGGACCCGACGACAGGAACGCCGCUCAAGAAGAUGCAAGAGUCGUCCUACUUUUUCCGCAUGUCCAAGUACCAGGAACGGCUGAUUGCCCACUACCACGCGCACCCCGAGUUCUUGCAGCCAGAGAACCACCGCCAGAUCAUCUUGAAGCGGCUGGAAGAGCCGCUCCUCGACCUGAGCGCGUCGCGUACAACCUUCAGUCACGGUGUGCCGCUCCCAAACGACCCCGCGCACGUCAUGUACGUUUGGUUUGACGCGCUGUCCAACUACUUGAGCGGCAUUGACUAUCCGAACGGCGCGCUGGCCAAGUACUGGCCGGCCAGCGUCCACAUCAUCGGCAAGGACAUCACGUGGUUCCAUUGUGUCAUUUGGCCGUGCAUCCUCAUGAGCGCGGGGUUUCCGCUGCCGACACGCGUGUUUGCCCACGGGUUUGUGAACGCCCGCGACGGCACCAAGAUGAGCAAGUCGAUCGGGAAUGUCGUCGACCCGUACGACAUGAUCCAAAAGUACGGCGUCGAUUCGUUCCGGUAUUUCCUCGUCCGCGGCGCCAAGUACGGCUCGGACAUGCCGUUUUCCGAAGACGAGUUUUUCAACAUCCACAACGCUGAAUUGAACGACACCCUCGGCAACCUCGUCCACCGUGGGUUAACUCUGAGCGUCAAGUACACCAACGGCCACGUCCCGGAUGUGGCGGCGACGCCUUGCUUCGAUGUGGCGGCGCUCAAGGCGGCGACGGAAGAGGCAUUCCAAGCGUAUGCGCUGCAGGAAGCGGCAUUCCGAUUCAUGGAAGUUGUGCGGGCCACGAACGGGUACUUGACGACGGCAGCCCCAUGGCACAUGACGGACGACCACGAGAAGAAAGUGGUUGUGCGCACGAUCUUGGAAGCGAUCUACGUGUUUGCGCACUAUAUGGUGCCGUUCAUGCCGGCCACGGCGGCGCGUGUGUUUGAGUUCUUGCACACGGCGCCGACGACGUUGCCGUUGCUCAGCAACGAUUUCAACAACUUGACGCCUGGCACGCCGAUCAAGGAAGUGACCAAGGACGACAUUUUGUUUGAAAAGCUCAAGUCGGAGGCAGAGCUCGCCGCCCUCGCGUCCAAGCAGGCUGCCGCCGCCGCGCCGCCCGUCGUGAAGAAAGCCAAGGAGGACCUUCCUCUGUUUGCGUCGUGCGACAUCCGCGUCGGCACGAUCGUGAAGGCGUGGCAUCACCCUGAUAGCGACAAGCUCUUUUGCGAAGAAAUCGACGUCGGGUUCGAGACGGGCCCUGUCCAGAUUGCGUCGGGGCUGCGUCCGUUUUACUCGCUUGACGACAUGACGGGGCGUCGAUGCCUCGUCCUUCUCAACAUCAAGGCGGCCAAACUCGCGGGCUUCAAGUCGAAUGGUAUGGUGCUGUGCGCGUCCAACGAAGCCCAUGAUGUCGUCGAAUUCAUCGAGCCGCCGGCGGGGGCCGCAAAUGGCGAGCGCGUGUUUAUCGCGACCGAGUCGGGCGACCCCGUGUCGGAAGGCCAGAUGAAGAAGCAAAAGAUCUGGGAAAAGUUGAGUGUGGACCUCCAGACCAACGACAAGCGUGAAGGCACGUACAAGGGCCACGUCAUUCAAACGUCGGCGGGCCCGGUCGUUUCCAAGACGCUGACCAACGCCCGCAUCGGAUAGUCUCCCGCGAAUGUGCUCGCUGUCGAGGGUUUUGCUUUUAAGAUGUGUUCAUUGCAUGUAUGGUGGCUGCUUGCGCAGUUGCAGUCGUGGCUGGAAACCGAACAGUUCUCAAUUCGCUCAAGAGUGCACGCGAGUAGGUGUCGCCGCAGCAUUCGAUUCGCGUGAAGCGAAGGUAGUUUUGGUUGUAGGGGACCUCGAUAUGCUUGCCGUCGCGC
Messenger RNA from Aphanomyces invadans, 2390 nucleotides. RefSeq names its product methionine-tRNA ligase. The record is from RefSeq and is a predicted model, not a curated record. Gene Ontology annotation, molecular function: ATP binding; methionine-tRNA ligase activity; tRNA binding. Gene Ontology annotation, biological process: methionyl-tRNA aminoacylation. Bases 19 to 2175 code for a protein of 718 amino acids. The transcript has 5 exons. Lineage: Eukaryota; Oomycota; Saprolegniomycetes; Saprolegniales; Verrucalvaceae.